Messenger RNA from Cucurbita pepo subsp. pepo (vegetable marrow), 555 nucleotides. Its product is annotated as protein CYSTEINE-RICH TRANSMEMBRANE MODULE 6. Gene Ontology annotation, cellular component: plasma membrane. The record is from RefSeq and is a predicted model, not a curated record. Lineage: Eukaryota; Viridiplantae; Streptophyta; Magnoliopsida; Cucurbitales; Cucurbitaceae.
AUAAACCCCAUGGAUUCUUCAUAAACUCGCAUUCCAAUUAAAAUCCCUCCAUCAUUUCUCUGCAAUUCUCUAACUUUUCGUUGUUCAUCUGCCAUCAUGAGCCAGUAUCCCCAUCAACAAAUUCCCAUGGCCUAUCCAGCGCCGCCUCCGUCGUAUCCGGCGGUGGAGGAAGUGAAAGAGUCGAAUUCGGGGCCUUAUGUUGCAGCGCCGCCGCCAGUUGGGUAUCCGGUGAGAGAGGGUCCACAGUACCCGCACCAAACUUGUACGCCACAAACUCAAUCCAAGGGGGAUGGGUUUUGGAAAGGAUGCGUUGCUGCGUUGUGUUGCUGCUGGGUGCUGGACUGUGUCUUCUGAGAAUGCUGCCUACCUUGGUUACUGCUUUAGAUUGGAGCGAUUCACAUUCAUUGUUUUAUUAUUGUUACUAUUACUAUUAUACCCUUCUUUUUUGUAUUUCUGGUAUAUACUAGGUCUUAUUUAUCAUUAUUUGCUUCACAUUUGUUUUGUUAAUAAAUAAAUUUUGUUGCGUAAUACUAUGCUGCCAUUCCUUUAACACCA